Messenger RNA from Falco peregrinus (peregrine falcon), 831 nucleotides. RefSeq lists its product as uncharacterized. NCBI's taxonomy places the organism in Eukaryota, Metazoa, Chordata, Aves, Falconiformes, Falconidae. The record is from RefSeq and is a predicted model, not a curated record. The annotation marks the transcript as partial. The transcript has 2 exons.
AUGUCCUGGCCGGAUCAAUCGUGCUGCACGCUUACCAGUGGUGCGCAGGACGGGCUGACGUUCCUAGUUGCUCCUGCAGACAUGAUCAGCGAGAGAACCACAGAGUUUUAUGAUCCCCCGAGCACCUCAAAUGUUCCGGGUCCCAGAGAUCCUGGGAAGUUCUCGAUUAAAGGUGCAGUAGCAGCUAUUAUUUCUCUGCAAGUUCAGAUUGUGUUGGGCUGUGUCUGGAUCUGGUGGCGAAGGAAGAAGAAAGCGCCCGUCGCUGGAGCUUCUAGAGUCCAGCAGGAAACCCGUGGCUCUCACUUGCACCUGGACAGCCAGAGCAGCGGCCCUGGCAGCCCUCAGAGCUGGACCGAAAGACAGCAGACACUGCCACCUGAACAACAAGCGUGCUCAGCCUCUCCAUGGCCCGGGUGCCCCCCGAGCCCAUUCGCAGCCACCCUGGAGCAGAGGAGCCAGACCAGCACCCUCCAGCCCCCUGCCAAACGGCAAUGGCCCUCACGCCCCCCGAGCCCAUUCCCAGACUCUGUGCAUCAGAGGAACCAGAAAAGUGUCUACCAGCUGCAGCAGUCCCCACGUCCUCCACGCCCUCCGCCGCUACCGACAGCUCCGAGCCCACUACCGAGGACUCCGAACCCUCUGAACCCACCGCCACUACUGAGACCUCCGAGCCCUCCAAGCACCCUGCUGCUACCGAGACCUCCGAGCACUCCGAGCCCACCGCCACUACCGAGCCCUCCGAGCCCUGCGAGCCCCCUGCCACUACCGAGCCCUCCGAGCCCCUCGCUGCUACCGAGCCCUCCGAGCACUCUGAGCCUAACGCCGCUACCG